AACUAAUUUACGAACUUACAGGCGCUGCUUAGUCGCUGUAUUACUAACAUUAGCCAAACCUCUUCACCUCAGCAUAUCUGCACCAUUGCCCUUUUAAGGACGCCAGUGGGAAGUAGGAGAAUGACGUUUGCAACAGUGAGCCAGGAGUUGUUCUCAACGCCAGAGGAUCGGCGGGGAGGACAAGACACGGCCGUAGAGGUGUACACACAGAGACCCCAGCAUGCGUGAAUAUAAGCUUGUGGUCUUGGGCUCAGGAGGUGUGGGGAAGUCUGCACUGACAGUCCAGUUUGUUCAGGGAAUAUUUGUGGAAAAAUAUGACCCAACAAUAGAAGACUCCUAUAGGAAGCAAGUAGAAGUGGACGGCCAGCAAUGCAUGCUAGAAAUCCUCGACACAGCAGGAACAGAGCAGUUCACAGCAAUGAGGGAUCUGUAUAUGAAGAACGGGCAGGGCUUUGCUCUGGUCUAUUCCAUCACGGCACAGUCCACCUUUAACGACCUGCAGGACUUGAGAGAACAGAUCUUACGGGUCAAAGACACAGAGGACGUACCGAUGAUACUAGUGGGGAAUAAGUGUGAUCUGGAAGAUGAGCGGGUUGUUGGGAAGGAGCAGGGCCAGAAUCUUGCUCGCCAGUGGAAUAACUGUGCCUUUCUAGAGUCCUCUGCCAAAUCAAAGAUCAACGUCAAUGAGAUCUUCUAUGACCUGGUCAGACAGAUUAAUAGAAAAACACCAGUGGAAAAGAAGAAAGCCAAGAAGAAGUCUAACUGCACACUGCUCUAAAAUCUACAUGCACACUCGCAGCAGCAGCUCUGAGCCAGAAUGCGGAAAUGAAGACCUGUUGCCCUCCUGGCCAGCAUUCCAGCCCCAUUCCCAGUUAUUGGAAACAGUGUUGGCAAAGGCAGAACAUGACUAAGGCUUGCUCCUCAUCUUGCAGAAGGGAGUAAGCGAGAGAGGGAGGGGGGGGCAGAAGUGGGACUUUGCCCAUGCUCUCCAUUUCUGCUUUUCCUUCUCAAAAAAUCCUAACCUCCCUUUCCCCUCCAGCCAUGAAACAUGCUGAAACAGUCUCAAGCGCUUAUGAUUUUUGCAGUUGCCAUUUUUUUACAGAAGUACUAUAGAACAUUGGAACAAGAACAUUGUAUUCAUCUGGAGGAAGUGAGGAAUUUGUGAUGUUCAUUGAUACCUUCAGCAAGAAUGGGCACAUUUUUAAAUAAUGAUGAAACGAAUCCUAUUAAUAUUUGAAAAAGGCUAAUCAUUUUCAGAUUACACUUUUUGUUGUAUGUGUUUUGUGGGUUUUCCUGCCCAU
Electrophorus electricus (electric eel) is the source of this 1301-nucleotide messenger RNA. RefSeq names its product RAP1A, member of RAS oncogene family a (gene rap1aa). The record is from RefSeq and is a predicted model, not a curated record. Gene Ontology annotation, molecular function: GTP binding; GTPase activity. NCBI's taxonomy places the organism in Eukaryota, Metazoa, Chordata, Actinopteri, Gymnotiformes, Gymnotidae. Gene Ontology annotation, cellular component: membrane. Gene Ontology annotation, biological process: Rap protein signal transduction.